Messenger RNA from Neocloeon triangulifer, 1795 nucleotides. RefSeq names its product alpha-tubulin N-acetyltransferase-like. Gene Ontology annotation, cellular component: microtubule. The record is from RefSeq and is a predicted model, not a curated record. Gene Ontology annotation, molecular function: tubulin N-acetyltransferase activity. Gene Ontology annotation, biological process: alpha-tubulin acetylation. Bases 136 to 1023 code for a protein of 295 amino acids. The transcript is spliced from 7 exons. Lineage: Eukaryota; Metazoa; Arthropoda; Insecta; Ephemeroptera; Baetidae.
CAUCCCGUUACUGUUGUUUUGGUGUGCUGCCUGUCGCUGUGACGCUGCCUAUUCGAUUCGCGAGUUUUCCUUCCAGAACAGUUGACUGUCCACCGCUCAGAGGCUGUUGUCUACAUCGUCCGACCAGCCAAAGACAUGGAUUUCAACUUCUCCGUGAAUGACGUUUUGCCGGUCAGGUUCACCUGCAUCGAUGGAUCAAUGUUGCCGGACACUUUCCACUCUGCAGAUCGCCAGGAGGUCGCGGAGUGCCAGCACAAGGUGGCCGUCAUUUUGGACAAAAUCGGCGAGUCGUCCGGAAUCGCCCAGGGCUUGCAGUCACCGGUCACCAGUGCCGAUAGGCUGAGGAAUUCGGACCACAAGGUCUAUUUGCUGACCAAUUCUGAAGGAGCAGGUGGCCUAGGAACUGUGGUUGGUCUACUCAAGAUUGGCCGCAAAAAGUUGUACAUUUUUGAUGCGGCUGGAAAGCACCAUGAACUCACUCCCAUCUGCGUUCUUGACUUUUACGUCCAUGAGAGCAUGCAACGUGCUGGAUGUGGCAGAAUGUUGUUUGAACACAUGCUGCAGGAAGAGCACAUCGCUCCCGAGUUUUUGGCACUUGACAGGCCAUCAGAGAAGCUAAUGGGCUUCUUGAAGAAACACUACAACCUGGAGCGUAUCAUUCCCCAAAGCAACAACUUUGUAGUCUACGAUAGAUUUUUCAGUGUGGACCCCGAGCUGCUGCCUGGUUACAAGUCCAACAUCAAGAUUGAUUACAGGAGAGCAGCUGGCAAAGGCUCAUUUUCUGUUGCUCGAGCUAGUGGCAGGGCGUUCGUGAACAGACCUGCUGCAUCAAUGGAUAAGAUUUCAAUGGAACCUAAGAUUAUUCUGGAACGUAACAAUGAUAGUCACUCAAAUGGGCACAGCGACUUUAGCCCUCGUCGCACUGAGAGCCCCGUCAACAGUUGUGCUAAUUCCAUCAUAGAUGAAGAGGUUCAUGAUGCACCUGCCCAUGGAGAAAGAAAACUGCAACAUCGUUUUUGGUAGAUGCAACAGAAAAAUCACUCUCUCUUACUACUUGAUAACCCUAUUUCAUUCCUUAAUCGGCCGAGAUUAUAAUUUUGCUUUUUAUCUGUUAUGUAAGUCGUCAGCCUAAUUGACAAACAACUUGAUGUGAUUCAAUUUUUCCUAAAGGGAUAAUUGUAUUUCCUGAGAGCUCAAAAAGCACCGAUCAAUUGAUUCGAAUGAUCCAAAGCCUGCAUUUAAUUCAAAGUGUAAAACUUGGUCACUGUUCAAAAAUUGUAAUUUUUUAAACAAUUAAAACUCAGUCGGCAGCUGAAUUUUCAUAGUUCAAUUAAUUAAUUUAUUUGACUGUGUUAAGUUUUAACUUUGUAAAUUCUAUAAUAUUUAUUAACUUUUUUUACCUUGUAACAUACAUAUUUCAAAAUGCAGAGAGCUUAUUAUAUACUUGCCCUGUUUUAACUUACCAAAAUAAGAGUUCGAUUUUUUAAAACCUUGGCGCAAUUUCAUGUAAAAAAAAUGGUAAAAAAAUUUGUGCUUGGAUCUGUGUUAGCUGUUUUAAUAUAACAGCAUUCAAUAAGAUAAGUAAUUGUUAAAAUAAGACAAUUUAUUUUGCGUGAAUAAGAUUAUGCUACUUGAAUUAUCCUUAAUAGAACACCAGCACGAAUAUAAUUAGGAAAUUUACACUGAGAUGUCCAUAGCCCAGCUUGGAAGAAUCCACACGAAAAUUUAUGUUCAAUCUCUCACAAGUAAAUAAUAAAACAAUAAAAUGUUUCAUUUGGAACACAAAAUUCUAUAA